UCCGUUUCGCGUCGCGGCGGUCAAUUCCUUCCAAUCGCAGGGCGGCGUGGUUCCUCCCUUUCCUUUCCUCUCCUCCCCCCACCCCGUCUUCGGCCUGACAUAACCAGCCCUUCCCUCCCACCGACGCGAACCACUGCACCCACCCACCUCCAACCUCCUCUCCUGCAUCAUUUCAUUGGGGAUGGAGAUCCAUUUCGAUUUGGGCUGAUGAUUCAUCUCUUCUUUUGCUGCACUGCCGCUGCCGGGUUGAAAUGAAAUGGUUCUGCCAAAUGCUCAUGUGCUACUUCUACCACUGAAUAAAAACGGGAAAACAAGGGUCGCCAUAGCCAUACUUGACACCCACUUAACUUAAUGGAGCCUAGAAGAGAUGCAGCUGGCUCUGCCGCAGCUCAAAGACCAGCCAUGCAUACGCAUGGACCUCCGGCUUCAUCCUCAACCACUUCUCGUGCUCCAGAGUAUCACACUGCCAAGCCUGUUCUCAAUUUCUCCAUCCAGACCGGAGAGGAGUUUGCCCUUGAGUUCAUGAGGGACCGAGUUAUACCCAAGAAACACUUGCUCCCUGCUACAUCUGGAGAUCACAAUGUUGCACCUGGUUACAUCGACCCGAGAGGAAUGCUUGGUGCUUGCCACACAGGAUUUCAAAGUGGUCCAGAUUUAACUACGCUUGCAGCUGCUGAUACUCAACCACACAAGGAUGCCCAAAUAAAAUCGUUUGCUGAAGCUGGUAACAGAAGCAGGCACACAUCAACUUGGUCAGUGCCACGAGUCUCAUCAGGUGAUGGUAGUAGUCGGGGACUCUCUCAUGGCCAUGCUUCUUCUGAGGCUUCAUAUACCUCCAGAAAAAUCAAGUUCCUCUGUAGCUUUGGGGGCAAAAUCUUACCCCGGCCUAGUGACGGAAAGCUGAGGUACGUUGGUGGCGACACACAUAUAAUUCGAAUCAGUAGGGAUAUAUCCUGGCAGAAUCUCAAGCGAAAGACUCUAUGCAUCUAUAACCUACCCCAUAUCAUCAAGUAUCAGCUUCCUGGCGAAGAUCUUGACUCUUUGAUCUCAGUGUCAAGCGAUGAAGAUUUGAGAAACAUGAUGGAGGAAUUUGGCAUGCUUGAAAGCAGUGAAGAUUCUCAGAAGAUUCGGAUCUUUUUGGUUUCCUCUGUUGAUUUUGACGAGACGAGCUUUAGCCUGGGUAGUACGGACGGUGAUUCUGAGUAUCAGUAUCUUGCGGCAGUCAAUGGAAUCGACGUUGGAUCUGGGAAGCCCUCAAGUGGCCAUGGUUUACCAAGCACAUCUGCAAGUGAGUUGGAUCAGUUCAUUAAUCUCAAUACUGAUGCUAAUCAGUCGAACCCAAAUCGAGAUAGGUCAGAUCUGCAUUGUAUGGGUGCACCAUCUUUUGUGCCUUCUGCUACAUCCUCAAUACCAACACAACCAAGUUUAUCUGGUGAUCAUACUGCCUAUUUGCAUUCUUACCAAGGGCAUGGCGCUCAGGGUUCCAAUUCCUUGUAUCCGGUGUCCACGGAAAGAUUCUAUGACACUGAGAGCCGAAUUUCUGUGCCUCUAUCUGUGCCUUCAGACUAUGGACAUACGUCUCAGUAUGCACCACAUUCUGGGACUGCAUUAGUGAUAACUUCUGACCAGCAGCCUUAUCAGGAGGGCUUUAUGAUGGAAGGGGCUAUAAAUGAUGCAAAGCAGGCUUCUAAGAACACUGGACAUAAAAAAAAUGAAAUGGAUUAUUUCCAAUCCCUAGAGCAUUUGAGUACUAAUGUGCCACAACAUGAUCCUUCUGUUUCAAAAUGUAUGCGUUCUGAAGCACUCCCUGUAUCUUCUGCUCAGGAAGGUUUGGCAUCUUUUGUUCAACAAAGUGACAGUGGGAAGAGCCUAGAGAUUCAUAAAGUGUCAAAGGCUGCAUCUGCAACUCAGGGUUCAGAGUUUAAUGAAGACGACCACGAGUCCUCCAAUGGAGCUUUCCCAUCUGGAUGUUCUCAUGUUGAGAGUGACAUGAUUGAUCAUGGUUUCGAGAAUCCAACAACCCGAGAUGGACGGGUCUUUCAUUCUGAGAGGAUUCCUAGGGAGCAAGCGGAGUCCCUGAACCGGUUGUCAAAAUCUGAUGAUUCACUUGGUUCUCAGUUUCUUUUGCUUCAGUCACAGUCUGGUGUAGCUAAUGAAUCCAUUGCCGAGGCUGCUGAUCCUGUCAAGGGAGCUGAAAAAUCAAAUUUAGGGGCCCCACCACUUAACUUGAAUGAACCUUCUAUUGAUGAUGAUCUAAUACAAUUUGAGAAGGAGUUUGCCAAAGCUGUACCACUGCCAAGUCAAUUCGGUAUAGUUCUUCCUUCUGAAGUAUCGGAUGCUACAACCAUUUCAGAGAAUCCUGUAGCUGAACAAUUGGCCAGCGAAAAGAGAACAUUGCAUGAUCCUAACACUAUAAAUACAGAGAAAGUCAUGAACUCUGCUGAAAAGGCUCCAGGUAAAGGUAACUUGAAAGAGACUACUAUCAAUGGAGUACAGACUGUUAAUAGACAGCAGGGAAGUGAUACUGCUAUGGCACGUCGUGUUACUUGGGAGGCUCCCAAGACUGCAUCCUCCACUGAUGUCAAGCUUGAACCAGCUGUGUCGUCAUCCACCAGCGCUUCAGCCAUUCCACGGGAUGAAUCUGUUGUUCCGAACACGGAGAACAGAGAUAUCUGUGUUGAUAUCAAUGAUCGCUUCCCCCCUGAUGUGCUUUCUGAUUUCUUUGAAAAGGCUAAAGCUGCAGCGCAAUUAUCAACUCCCUUUAAUGAUCCUAUCCUUAGCUUGAACAUACCAAACUAUGAGCCCAAGAACUGGUCAUUCUUCAGAAAUCUUGCACAAAAUGAGUUUCCACAUAAGGAUAAUGACCAAGGUCUGGCAAAAAUUGAGGAGGGAGUCUAUCCAUUCACAGGAGUAAGCAAGGAUACAACUAACAUGCAGAACUUGAACCCUAAAUUUGAUCUUGAUGCUGAGAAGAUGGUAGCGCCUUUAAGCACUACUGUUGACCCUAGUAGUAUGCCCCCUGCAUAUGUCCCAUCACACAUUGACAGGCAACCGAUGAUGGAGAGGACUGUUGAAGGGUUUCAAGUUGACAAUCGUUAUGCGCAAAUGGGGGAGAACAUGAGGCCACCUGUUUCGGAGUUUGAGGAACCAAAGUUUGAAGAGGACAGAACUGUUACACCAGUCAUGGAUGCAUCUCUUCGAGACAUUGAUUUCGAACACUUGCAGAUUAUCAAGAAUGAAGACCUGGAGGAGCUUAGGGAACUUGGUUCUGGCACUUUUGGAACCGUAUACCACGGAAAAUGGAAGGGAACCGACGUGGCCAUUAAGCGUAUAAAGAAAAGCUGUUUCACAGGCCGAUCUUCUGAGCAAGAAAGACUAGCACACGAAUUCUGGAGGGAAGCUGAGAUUCUGUCAAAGCUUCACCAUCCAAAUGUCGUGGCAUUUUACGGUGUUGUGAAGGAUGGACCAGGUGGUACUUUAGCAACUUUGACUGAGUUCAUGGUUAAUGGUUCUCUUCGGCAUGUCUUGCAGCGCAAAGACAAGUAUCUUGAUCGUCGUAAGCGGCUUCUCAUAGCGAUGGAUGCAGCCUUUGGAAUGGAGUAUUUGCAUUCAAAAAACAUUGUGCACUUUGAUUUGAAGUGCGAUAACCUGCUGGUGAACCUUAAAGACCAGACACGCCCUAUUUGUAAAGUCGGAGAUUUUGGCUUAUCCAAAAUAAAAAGAAAUACAUUGGUUUCGGGUGGCGUGAGGGGGACCCUGCCAUGGAUGGCCCCAGAGUUGCUGAAUGGGAGCAGCAACAAGGUGUCGGAGAAGGUGGAUGUGUUUUCCUUCGGUAUUGUCAUGUGGGAAAUCCUGACUGGAGAGGAACCUUACGCCAAUAUGCACUAUGGCGCAAUAAUAGGGGGCAUUGUGAACAACAUAUUGAGGCCACCGGUGCCGGCAAACUGUGAUCCGGAGUGGAAGAGGCUGAUGGAGCAGUGCUGGGCUCCGGAUUCGGUGCAGCGGCCGGCUUUCACAGAAAUCGCAGGACGGCUGCGUGCCAUAUCAAACCAGGCGAAAGCAGCUGGGGCGGCGAAAUAGAGUUGAGAGGAGGUUGUCCAGUCGUCCUAGGCCUCCAUCUGACCUUACACUAUACUGUAGUUGAAACUCAACUACUACACUAUCUAUGAUAUGAAAUGAAAGAUGGUGUGUGUGUCUGUGUGUUAUAAACCGAUCGAGGUCGAGAUCGAGAUCGAGAUCGAGUGUAAACAUUGUAAGUUGUGUAUACCCCCCCGGGCCCAGGCGAGCAGACAUUGCGUUUUGGCGAUAAACUCUUUAUUGAAAGCUCCGAUUCGCCAACUGUUUUCA
Messenger RNA from Phragmites australis (common reed), 4347 nucleotides. RefSeq lists its product as uncharacterized. The transcript has 9 exons. The coding region runs from base 352 to 4080 and encodes 1242 amino acids. Gene Ontology annotation, molecular function: protein kinase activity; protein binding; ATP binding. Gene Ontology annotation, cellular component: cytoplasm. The record is from RefSeq and is a predicted model, not a curated record. NCBI's taxonomy places the organism in Eukaryota, Viridiplantae, Streptophyta, Magnoliopsida, Poales, Poaceae. Gene Ontology annotation, biological process: protein phosphorylation; signal transduction.